AUGUCCAUUACUUCGCAUGAAGGAGAAAGUCGGCGAACUGGAAGUCCUGAGAGGUGUUUGCCGAAUACGGAAACUCGUAUGAGAAAUCCAGAAAUCUCGGAAAUCUGCAAAACUGAUGAGUUCAUUCAGAAAGGAGAAGACAUUUUGAUGGAUGCACCUGUAGAUAUGUACAUGGAGGAAAAGAAAAAAAAAACAAACAUCGAUGAGAGUGAAAUACAAGGCGGAGGCCUAAGGCCGAGCACGGAAUAUCGGAAGUUUCUCGGUGAUAUCAAGAUUCAUACAACUUAG
Necator americanus (New World hookworm) is the source of this 288-nucleotide messenger RNA. RefSeq lists its product as uncharacterized. The transcript is spliced from 3 exons. The coding region runs from base 1 to 288 and encodes 95 amino acids. The record is from RefSeq and is a predicted model, not a curated record. NCBI's taxonomy places the organism in Eukaryota, Metazoa, Nematoda, Chromadorea, Rhabditida, Ancylostomatidae.